GAUAAAAACGGAUUUACCUUUUUUUCCGAGUCUCCCAAACACACAAUCUCCUCCUUCCCACUCUCUCCGUUGCCCACUUCCUUCGCAUCUCCUCUCCCUCUCCACUCCUCCGCCGCGGCGGCGCCGGAGCUGUGCCCGCCGCCGUCGGAAGCGUAGCAGCAGGGGAUGGCAAUGCCCCCCCGGGUCACCGAUCCCCGGCGGUGAAUUUCAGCGGGCGGGGAGCCGCGCCGCCGCCGUCGACGACGACUCUGGUCCGACCUCCUCACUGGUCAAGCUACUGCAUUUGUACAGUUCGCUGAAGAUCGGUAGUUCGUACAAGCUGGGAUGAAGUCAAAGACUAACAGGAGCAUACAGAAGGCGAGAAAAACAGAUAAUGUCCAAGGAGGACCAAACUGGGUUCUUGUUGCGGGAGGAGUUUUGCUGAGCACACUCUCAGUUAAACUUGGGUGCAAAUUGAAACAACUAUUUGAUGCGAAGCAACGAAAUAGUAAUACUUCCAAAGCCCAAAGAAGGCCAGGAACAUGUGAGUUACACUCAAAUCUCUACCGGUUUAGUGAUCACCUGAGCUGCUACCAUUGUAAUUCAGGGUUUUCAGGCAAUGGAGUAGGAGUAAAGCAGGCACCUGCAAGUCCUGCAUCAAAACAGAUGGAACCCUCCCUUCCACUUGUGAAGAUACCAGGACCAGAAUCAAGCAAAGAGAAUAAUGGCGUCAUGUGGAUAUCAUCACCUGAUCGACUUGAGGAUCCUCGUAAACCAUUUCAGUACUCAAACAGUUCUGGCUCUCCUUGUGUUUCAGAAUCAGGAUCUGACAUCUAUAGCAAGAAAGAGGUUAUACAGAAGCUGAGGCAGCAUCUCAAGAAACGUGAUGAGAUGAUCAUGGAGAUGCAAGCUCAGAUUGCUGAUCUUAAAAACUCUCUUAACAUCCAGGAGACACAUUCCACCAAUUUGCAGUCUCAGCUGGAUUCCGCUAACCGUGAUCUCUUCGAAUCUGAGCGAGAGAUUCAGCACCUGAGGAAGAUCAUUGCAGAUCAUUGUGUUGCAGAAGCACUCUCUCAUGAUAAACCUUUGCUGGCUGGGCAUUGGCAGUCAGGUGCCACCAAUGGGCAUGCCAAUGGCUAUGCUGAUAGCAGCAGUGUUGAUGACCCUGAGCUGCAUUUUAUUGGCCUCGACAAAAGGAAAGGAGAGGCAGAAAGGGUGGAGAUGCUCAAGAGGGAGGUCGGUGAGCUAAAGGAAGUUAUCGAAGGGAAGGACUUCCUGCUUCAGAGCUACAAGGAGCAGAAGGUGGAGCUCUCUUCCAAGAUAAGGGAAUUGCAGGAGAAAUUCUCAAGUCAAGUGCCCAACAUCCUGUAGGAUCUAAACAUAAUGUCACGUUGCUGCAACGAGCAGAAGCCAGAAGGUGGAUCAUCUCUGCUCCAUUGACCGGGGAGUUUCAGGAGAAGAACUGUCAGCACAGAUGCUGAACAUUUUCCUAGGAUAUUUUCAGAAUGUUAGGUUGAUUGCCGUCUUUCUUUUCGGUCAUCGUAAUGUUAGGUUGAUUUGCUUCCUUUCCAGUUUUUGUCACUUUGGUAUCAAAAAGGAUAUCUUUUUUCCCCAGCUGCUAGUCCUAGGGUAGAUGAAUUAAUGGAGAUCUUGAUACUCAAGGUGUUGUACAGGUUUUCGUUCUGCAGACACGGCUGUGUAAUGUCAUUCUUUCUCCAAACUACUUAAGACGCAUUAAGCAUUCAUUUAGAAUGCAACAAUGGCAUCUCUACAUUUAGAUC
This is a messenger RNA of Oryza sativa Japonica Group (Japanese rice), 1760 nucleotides long. RefSeq lists its product as uncharacterized. NCBI's taxonomy places the organism in Eukaryota, Viridiplantae, Streptophyta, Magnoliopsida, Poales, Poaceae. The record is from RefSeq and is a predicted model, not a curated record.